Cheilinus undulatus (humphead wrasse) is the source of this 7878-nucleotide messenger RNA. RefSeq names its product UDP-glucose glycoprotein glucosyltransferase 1 (gene uggt1). Bases 30 to 4640 code for a protein of 1536 amino acids. The record is from RefSeq and is a predicted model, not a curated record. The transcript is spliced from 41 exons. Lineage: Eukaryota; Metazoa; Chordata; Actinopteri; Labriformes; Labridae. Gene Ontology annotation, molecular function: UDP-glucose:glycoprotein glucosyltransferase activity. Gene Ontology annotation, cellular component: endoplasmic reticulum.
GGACCCUCCCACUCCAGGCGGAACUAAACAUGAAUGCAGGAGGCUACGGAGCCGGCUUCGACUUGAGGAUGUGGCUUCUGUGCGUCCUGCUGCUGUCGCUGCUCUCUGCUGUGUGUAAUGGCGCAGACUCCAAGGCUGUCACCACCACCCUGACAACCAAAUGGGCAGAUACUCCUCUGCUGCUGGAGGCCAGUGAAUUUCUGGCAGAGGAGAGUCAGGAGAAGUUCUGGGACUUUGUGGAGGCCAAUCAGAACAUAGAGGGAGAGCAUGACGACACAGAUCAGGCCUACUAUGACCUGAUUAUAAAGAAAGCCAGCGCCUUACUCAGCUCCGUCCAGGUGAACAUGUUGAAGUUCGCCCUCUCCCUGAGAGCCUAUUCUGCAACAGUGCACUCUUUCCAACAGAUUGCGUCCAAUGAGCCGCCUCCCUCAGACUGCUCAGCAUUUUUCAGCGUCCACGGCGAAAAGACGUGUGAUGCAGGAGGUUUAGAAGCGCUGCUGAAAACAGCUCCUGAGAGGCCAAAGCCAUAUCUUUUCAAAGGGGAUCACAAGUACUUAGGAUCGAAUCCAGAUGCUCCUGUUGUCAUUCUGUAUGCUGAGUUUGGGACGUCAGAUUUCCAAAAGCUCCAUGAAGUCGUAUCAUCAAAAGUCCAUGAAGGCCUGGUGACAUAUGUGCUCCGACAUUACCUGGCUAAACCGGGUGCAAAGAAAGUCUAUCUGUCGGGGUACGGAGUGGAGCUAGCAAUCAAGAGCCAGGAGUAUAAGGCAAAGGAUGACACUCAAGUUCAAGGCGCCGAGGUGAAUGCUACAGUGAUCGGGGAGAACGAUCCAGUGGACGAGGUCCAGGGAUUCCUUUUUGGCAAGCUGAAGACCAUCUAUCCAGAGCUGAAAGAGCAGUUAAAGGAGCUGAGGAAACAUUUGGUGGAGAGCACCAAUGAAAUGGCUCCUCUUAAAGUCUGGCAGAUGCAAGAUCUAAGUUUCCAGACGGCAGCUCGCAUCCUUGCUGCUCCUGCAGCAGAAGCCCUCAACGUCAUGAAAGACCUUAGUCAGAACUUCCCAACAAAAGCCAGGUCCAUCACUAAAACUGUGGUCAACUCCGAUGUACGCAGAGAGAUCGGCGAGAACCAAAAGUUUUUUAAAGGGACUCUUGGCCUGCAGCCUGGAGAUUCAGCUCUGUUCAUCAACGGCCUGCAUAUAGAUCUGGACACGCAGGACAUCUUCAGCGUGUUUGAGGUGCUGCGCAGUGAGGCGAGGGUGAUGGAGGGUCUUCGCUCUCUGCAAAUCGAGACCCCGUUUAUCCACGACAUCCUGAAGCUCAACGUCCAGCCCUCUGACUCCGACUACGCUGUCGACAUUCGCAGCUCUGCCAUCAAUUGGAUUAACAACUUGGAGACGGACCACAGGUACAGUGCAUGGCCGUACAACGUGCAGGAGCUGCUCAGGCCCACCUUCCCAGGAGUCAUCAGGCAGAUCCGCAAGAACUUCCACAACCUGGUGAUCAUUCUGGACCCAACUCAGGAGAACGCUGUGGAGCUGCUCAGCGUUGCAGAGAUGUUUUAUUCUAACAACAUCCCACUCAGAAUCGGGCUGGUGUUUGUGGUGACCAAUGAAGAUGACAUAGACGGCAUGCAGGACGCAGGCGUGGCCCUUGUUCGAGCUUACAACUACAUCAGUGACGAGGUGGAUAGUCAGAGUGCCUUUGAGGCUGUCAUCUCUAUGUUCAACCGGGUUCCUGUUGGUGGAAAGUUAAGCGUUGGAGAUGUGGUGAAAGUUCUGGAAAAGAGGUUUCCUUACGUGGAGGUCAGCAGCGUCCUGGGAGCCGACUCCAGCUACGACAGCAACAGGAAGGAUGGCCGUGCAUACUAUGAGCAGACAGGGGUGGGCCCGUUGCCUGUGGUCAUGUACAACGGGGUACCGUACCAGCCCGAACAGCUGGACCCAGAUGAGCUGGAGACAGUCACCAUGCAAAAGAUCCUGGAGACCACCUCGUUCUACCAGCGGGCUGUCUACCUGGGUGAGCUGGCGACAGAUCACGACGUCGUGGACUUCAUCAUGAAUCAGCCCAACGUCGUUCCACGAAUAAACCCCCGAGUGCUUUCCACCAGCAGGACAUACCUGGAUUUGUCUGACACCAACAAUUUCUUCAUCGACGAUUACGCUCGCUUCUCAACGCUCGACACCAAAGAGAAGAGCACCGCCGUGGCCAACAGCCUGAACUAUAUGACCAAGAAAGGGAUGACCACCACCAACAGGCAUGAUGACGGUUUCAUCCGGCCCGUGACCUUCUGGGUGGUUGGAGACUUUGACAAGCCCUCGGGACGUCGGCUUCUUUAUGAUGCCAUCAGACACAUGAAAACCAGCAACAAUGUCCGACUUGGGAUGAUCAAUAACCCGUCAGCCGCUCCAUCCACGGAGACGAGUCGCGUGGCCCGAGCAAUCUGGGCUGCCAUGCAGACGCAAUCAGCCAAUAACGCCAAGAACUUCAUCACCAAGAUGACUAAAGAAGAUACCGCUGCUGCUCUGGAGAAGGGCGUCGACAUCGGAGAGUUUGCUGUUGGGGGUAUGGAUGUGUCACUGUUUAAGAGUGCUUAUGAAGGUCAGAAACAUGACUUCCUGCUCUCCCACGCCGCCUACUGCAGAGAUGUGCUCAAACUAAAGAAAGGACAAAAAGCAGUCAUUAGCAAUGGAAGGAUCAUUGGUCCACUGGAGGAGGAGGAGGUUUUCAACCAGGAUGACUUUUUGCUGCUGGAGAGCAUCAUCCUGAAAACAUCUGGAGAACGAAUCAAAGGCAAAGUCCAGCAGUUUGGAAUCGAGGACGACAGGGCCAGCGAUUUGGUGAUGAAGGUGGAUGCUCUCCUGUCCUCUCAGCCUAAAGGAGAAGCCCGGGUCGAGUACGACUUUGCAGAUGAUCGCUACAGUGCUGUGAAGAUCCGUCCUAAGGAGGGGGACGUCUACUUUGAUGUCAUUGCUGUUGUGGAUCCUGUGACGAGAGAUGCACAGAAGCUUGCUCCUCUCCUGUUGGUUCUGAAGCAGCUGAUAAACGUCAACCUACGGGUUUUCAUGAACUGCCAGUCCAAACUGUCGGAGUUGCCCCUUAAGAGUUUUUACCGUCACGUCUUGGAGCCAGAAGUUGCGUUCCAGGUGGACGGUAGUUUCGCUCCUGGUCCCAUGGCUAAGUUCUUGGACAUGCCUCAGUCCCCUCUCUUCACCCUGAACCUCAUCACUCCUGAGAGCUGGAUGGUGGAAUCCGUGCACACCCGCUACGACCUGGACAACAUCUACCUGGAGGAGGUAGAGAAUAUUGUAGCAGCAGAGUACGAGCUGGAGCACCUUCUUUUGGAAGGCCAUUGUUUUGAUGUGAGUUCGGGGCAGCCUCCGCGUGGCCUCCAGUUCACCCUGGGAACUGCCUCCGAGCCGGUCAUUGUGGAUACUAUCGUCAUGGCCAACCUGGGUUACUUUCAGCUGAAGGCAGCUCCAGGCGCCUGGAUCCUGAAGCUGAGGAAAGGUCGCUCUGAUGAAAUCUACAAGAUUUACAGUCAUGAUGGCACAGACUCUCCAGCCGACUCAGAUGACAUCAUAGUCGUGCUGAACAACUUCAAGAGCAGGAUCAUAAAAGUCAAGGUUCAGAAGAAACCGGACAAGUUCAACGAGGAGCUGCUGAGUGAUGGUACGGAGGAAAACGACACUGGCUUCUGGAAAUCUCUCACCAGAGGGUUCACUGGUGGAGGAAAGUCAGAGGAGCAGAAGCAGGAGAAGGAUGACGUGAUCAACAUCUUCUCUGUGGCCUCGGGGCAUUUAUACGAGAGGUUCCUCAGGAUUAUGAUGCUGUCAGUUCUGAAGCACACCAAGACUCCAGUAAAGUUCUGGUUCCUAAAGAAUUACCUGUCCCCCACUUUCAAGGAGUUUAUCCCUCACAUGGCCAAGCAGUAUGGUUUCCAGUACGAGCUGGUCCAGUACAAGUGGCCUCGCUGGUUACACCAACAGACAGAGAAGCAGAGGAUCAUCUGGGGCUACAAGAUCCUGUUUCUGGACGUGCUGUUUCCCCUUGCUGUGGAUAAGAUCCUCUUUGUAGAUGCAGACCAGAUUGUGAGAACAGACCUGAAGGAGCUGCGUGAUUUCGACUUAGACGGAGCUCCUUAUGGCUACACUCCAUUCUGCGAGAGCCGGCGGGAGAUGGACGGAUACCGCUUCUGGAAGUCAGGCUACUGGGCGAGCCACCUCGCUGGCCGUAAAUACCACAUCAGUGCUCUGUACGUGGUCGACCUGAAGAAGUUCAGAAAAAUAGCUGCAGGGGACCGACUCAGAGGACAGUACCAGGGGCUCAGCCAAGACCCCAACAGCCUCUCAAACCUGGAUCAGGAUCUGCCUAACAACAUGAUCCACCAAGUUCCCAUCAAGUCCCUGCCUCAGGAGUGGCUCUGGUGUGAGACCUGGUGUGACGACACCUCAAAGAAGAGCGCCAAGACUAUAGACUUGUGUAACAACCCCAUGACCAAGGAGCCAAAGCUGCAGGCUGCGGUGAGGAUUGUGGCCGAGUGGACCGAUUAUGACCAAGAGAUUAAACGUCUGCAGACCAGAGUCCAGGAGGGAGCCAACGACACAGCCAAGCAGCAAAGCACAGACGCUCACACAGAGCUGUGAGGAUCCUGCUGUGUUCCUGAUGAAGAGCGGACUGAACUCUGUUUAAAGAGUCUUCUCAUGAAGAGGCUCCGCUCCUGCCUGAGGAGGGCGCUGCUGACAUGCUGAUCAGUCCUCAAUGGUUAAACUUCUCAGUUCUUUUACAACGUCUGAAGAGGAGCUUCAGCGUGGGCGAUUUUUUUCUGUGUGAGUGCGAGUGGUGAGAAUGUUUUCAGUGAAGCGAAUCAUAAAGAUAAAUUCUAUUUUUUAUUCCGGGUGUAAUUUUCUGUAUCACGUGUUGCUCUGUAUGUUUGCACUGAUUGGGACUCUGGUUCAGGCUGUGGAUGAAGCACAAAGGGGAGAGGACUGCAGGAAAUCUCACUGCUGAUUCUCUUAGGUUUAAAUUUUUACCAAACAUUUGGUGUUGGGAUGGAUUUCUGCACACUGACAGGAGUUAGACCUGGCUGUUCGACCUCUUCUCAGCUGUGAAGAUCACAGGGGGAGAAGAGUUUUACCUUAUUUUAUUUAAUGAUCAUGAAAAACAGGAUUAGUUUGUCAAAUUUAAGAGCUAAAGACUUGAGCUCAUAUUUCAUUCGGUACUAUCCAUAGCAAAGAAAAUAAAGGUAAAGCUGGCUACACAUAUUAAAAUAAAUUUACUUUUUAUGUGUGCCUGGUCUCAUAAAUUCAGGCAGCAAUGUGACGUUUUUGGAGUCCUUUAAAUAUAAAUCAAAUCUGAAAAAGGAAAGGAAGUGAGAAAAUCCAGGUAAAUGUUUAUGAAUAAAAAAACUGUUUUUAGUCUAAAGUAUUUCUCAAGAAUCAUUUCAACCUAGUAGAGAUGUUUACUGUUCUGUUCAGCCCCGAGGGCAGAAUCUAGAAACGGUUGGCUACAUCAGGAUGGUGUUUACCCUCAUCUGUUAUUUGAAAUAGAAAUUAAAAUCAGCAGGUUUUCAGUCCCGUUUCUUGUAGAGUACUGACCCCACAGUGUCUCUUUUGAAGACGUUUUAAGGCUCGAGCCGCAGCAAAAUGUUUGACUCAUGAGAGACUGAAGAGUUUGUGAUGCUGCAAGAAACCAUAGGCUGGACAUAAAAACAGACAAAGCCUUAGGGGCGUCAUCAGUUGCAUUGGUUCCCAGCUGGGGUGUGAGACCCCCUAUAAGGGGCGCCAAAGAUCGCAGAAGGGUGCAAGGCUUUGUCUACUCUUAGGUUGUCAAAGUCGAAUCGGCAUAUAUUAAAUAAGAUCAUGGAAAAAAAUCUAUUCAGUAGUUUAAACAAGUCUUUUGUAUGAUAACCAUGUUUUCUUCGGGUUUUGUCAAUAAAAUGAUUAAAAUUGCUGUUGAUUUUUGACAGCACUUUUUUUAUUCAUGUGGGUUUUUAGGGUGUUCAGCUUCUUUAGAAACCAGUGUGGAGGGCUCCAGGGAAUAAAGACUGGGAACCUAACUUUCUAUCAUUGCUUAAAGAACUGGAGCUGAAGCAGGGCUUAGAGCCAUUACAGACUGGGUGCAUGUUUGCUGCAUGAUGGUUGCGAUGUGUAUCUGCUUCAGCCUGCGCUGAUAUACCGGGGGUGCAGGUGGGCCGUGUCUCCCUGCUGUCACAACCUGGUAUUAGGGAUGCACGAUGUUGGCUGAUACUUACAAGUACAUUUUAGCAGAUACCAAUAUUUAAAUCUAUUUCAGAUCUAAAACGCACAAUUUAAAGUUUGAGGAUGAAUUAAUCAAGAAAUUUCUGUCUUUUAAAGCAGCGUUUCCUAACUGGUUGAGCCCCAGGACCCACCAUCAACUAUUCACUGAGAAACUGCAACCCAAAUUUCAAAUAUUUUUCGACCAUAUGUAUUUAUUAGAUGAAAAAUAGUACAGCUAGGACCUCCAACAGUACAAGAAACUUGACAAACAGAGAGACAGGACAAACCAAGCAUGUUGUGACAGAGUUUCAUGGACUUUUUGACUUAACUUUUGCAUCUAGAACACAUUUACAACCCACUUUUGGGUCCCAACCUACCUGUUGAACACCAUUACUUUAACGUGUAAGGAAUGAUGAUAAAGAAAAAUACUCAAGCUGGUGUAGGUCUGUUAGUCUAGACUAAAACUCCACUAACAUGUUUGCUUGUACUGCUGACAUUUACAGCUGAUAUAGGCUGAUUUUAUAGCCAGAAUAUCGGCUGUAAAUAUCAAUAAUUGAAACCAUAAUUGACCCUGAUAAAUGCUGACACAAUAAUUCCCUUUUAAGCUAUUAUUUGACAAUAUCAUGCCCACAAUAUUGUGCAUCCUUUUCUGAUAUUUCUUGACAAGUUUUACCUCCCUACAAGUGACUCAGCAAAUUGGCCAGGAAAAUUUCAAAAUAAAAGAGAAGUUUCUUCCAAAGAUUGUGAAUGUUUAGAAAAGCACAAACUGAAGCAUAAUUUAACCACGCUUGAUAUCUAAGGAUAUAUGAUAUUUUUGGUUUUAGCAGAUAUGAGUGUUUCUGCUGAUAUUUUGGCCAUAAAAAUCUGCCUAUAUCAGCCUAAAUAUUCAUCAUACAAGACUGGAAUUUGUUGAUUUGUUCAUCCUAAAACUCAAGAUUGUGUGUUUUAAGGAAUGAAUUUUAAGGUCUCAACUAAAUUUAAAUAUCAAUAUCAGCUAAAACCAUUAAGCAAAUAUCGGUGUAUCAGAUAUUAGCAAAAAUCCAAUAUUGUGCAUCCCUUAAUAUUGCUCUUUAUUCUUCAUUUCCCGUCUUUUGCUGAGAGGUGCAUACGCCUCUUAGUGAAAGAAGGCGAGCCUUCUAUUCCCCAGAUUGUCUCCUGGCAGUCUGAAAACCUUUAGUUAACAUGUGUGCUGUAAUGAAAACCAAGCCAUGAUGUUGCAGUUACACAGCUGCCACGCACCUAGUCUGAACAGCCGUUAACCCUCCUGACAAACGGCUGAACUAGCCAUGAAACCAAAACGUGAGCUCAAAAACCCCACCCCUCGUACAGUGUGCUGAUGAAGACGUAUUCAGAACAAACAUGCUUCUCAAACCAGGCUGGGAACGUUUAUUUCUGCUGUAAUAAUUUGAAUAGGUGUGUAUGGGACUUGUGUGGCUCCUGCAGCCAGCUUCUAGUCAACGUUUUUUUUUUUUUUUUUGCACCCCCACUUUGGCUCCUUUUUCUAACACAGGAGGUGAACACUUGUAAGGAACCAGGAGCCAUGACUUUGGACUUUGAUUUCUCUGUCUCUGGGUAUUGUCUACAAGUCCGUCUAUUUCCUCCUGUUAUGGCUGAGAUAUUUUUGUUAAAUAAAAACCCAAUUUGU